AUGGCGACCGAUGUGGCCUUCGAUACCUCUAUGGGUUCGUUCACCGUCGAACUCUACAAUGAACAUGCGCCAAAGACUUGCAAGAACUUUGCGACUCUCGCUCAGCGAGGCUACUACAACAACGUCAUCUUCCAUCGCAUCAUCCCGAACUUCAUGGUACAGACUGGCGAUCCCACUGGAACCGGUCGCGGAGGCAGCUCGAUCUACGGCGAAAAGUUCGAGGACGAGAUUCAUACGGGAUUGAAGCAUACUGGGGCCGGGGUUCUGAGCAUGGCGAACAGUGGUCCUAACACGAACGGCAGCCAGUUCUUCAUCACACUCGCGCCCACGCCGUGGUUGGAUGGCAAGCACACAAUUUUUGGCAGAGUAAAGAGCGGCAUGAGAGUGAUACAGCGCAUGGGUCUCGUCAAGACAAAUGCGGAGGAUAGGCCUAUGGAUGAAGUGAAGAUCAUCCGGGCUAGGGUCGUGGAGGAGGGUGCAGAGGAGUGA
Messenger RNA from Paecilomyces variotii, 489 nucleotides. Its product is annotated as putative peptidyl prolyl cis-trans isomerase. Bases 1 to 489 code for a protein of 162 amino acids. The transcript is spliced from 3 exons. Lineage: Eukaryota; Fungi; Ascomycota; Eurotiomycetes; Eurotiales; Thermoascaceae. Gene Ontology annotation, cellular component: catalytic step 2 spliceosome. Gene Ontology annotation, molecular function: peptidyl-prolyl cis-trans isomerase activity. The record is from RefSeq and is a predicted model, not a curated record. Gene Ontology annotation, biological process: protein folding; protein peptidyl-prolyl isomerization.